Molecule: messenger RNA, 1570 nt
Organism: Nymphaea colorata (pocket water lily)
Lineage: Eukaryota; Viridiplantae; Streptophyta; Magnoliopsida; Nymphaeales; Nymphaeaceae
Product: protein SAR DEFICIENT 4
Exons: 3
Coding region: 399-1400 (333 amino acids)
Cellular component (GO): cytoplasm
Source: RefSeq, a predicted model, not a curated record
GCCCUCCCGGCCGGUGGUUGCGCCCACUCCACAAAAGAAGAUGGGAACUAGAGAAAAAGCCAAAAGGAGGCCCUAAAAAAAUGGGGAAGCACGAGAGGCGGGAGGUUGGAAUCGACGGCGCUCAGUCAAUCUGCGGAUUGUUGAAUAGGGGAUUGCAGAUUUUCCUUCGACCAUUGCAGUCUUGCUUGGCUGACAUUCCGGAAAAAUUUCGCAGUUUCUGCUUGCUGGGCAGAAAGCAUUGAAUGCUAUUAAUAACUUCUCAUGGUUGGUCGUCGAGUUUAGGAACAUGAUGUCGGAAUGUGAAGAACUGGAAACAUUUUUCCUGAAUCCUUUAAUCUUGCUAUCAGAUCUUUUGAUACCAGACAUACCCUCAAGUCUCGAGUGAUUCGUCUACCACAAUGGCGUCAAUGGAUACGAACAAGGAAAAUGUCCCCAAAAGGAGCAGAGAGUUUUUCGUAAUUGAUUCGGCUGGAAUUCGAUCAAAACUAUCUUACGCUGCCCUCCUUGAUCACUUCCAAGCAUCUCUUCCAUCGGCUACAGAGCUAGUUCGAUGUCCCCAUCGCCAGCAGUUCUCCAUAGAUUCGUCCUCUACGCUUCUGCUCAUGCCCUCAUGGCCUUCCACUUCGGUGUUCCCAUACCUGGGCGUCAAAAUUGUCACGUCUUUCCCGCAGAAUUCUGCCCGGAACUUGCCGGGGAUCAACGCUUCGUACCUUCUCUUUGAUUCAGCUAUCGGAAGGCCUUUGUCAUGCAUCGAUGGCACAGAAAUGACCCUUUGGAGGACGUCCUGUGUGUCGGCGCUGGCUGCUCGAAAGUUGGCGAGGGAGGACGCAGGAGUUCUCGUGAUGGUCGGAGCAGGCGCCCUCGCUACUCAUUUAAUCAGAGCUCACCUCACGGUGAGGCCUAGUCUGAAGAAGGUGUUCAUCUGGAAUAGAACAGCUGAGAAGGCCAUAUCUUUGGUAAAGAAGUUGCAGGAGGAAGUUAAUGGGGUUCAGUUUGUGCAUGGUGCUUCCUUGGGUGACAUUAUUGGAGAAGGAGAUGUGGUCAGCUGCGCUACAAGCUCUGAAGUGCCUGUUGUUGAGGGCCAGAAGCUCAAGAAUGGAGUGCAUCUGGACUUGGUUGGGUCUUUCACUCCAUCCAUGAAGGAAUGCGACGAUGAAGCUAUUGCAAGAGGCAGGGUGUUUGUUGACUGUGAGGCUGCGUUUGCAGAAGCUGGGGAGCUUGUGGGAGCGUUUGAUAGGGGAGUGAUUUCGCCUGGUGAUGUUGUUGCGACACUGCCUGAAUUGAUCAAGGGAGAGAAGAUUGGAAGGAGCUGUAGUGAUCAGAUUACGGUCUUCAAGUCUGUUGGUUCUGCUGUGGUUGAUCUCCUGGCUGCCCAACUCAUCUAUGAGAGCCAUCUUUAAAGCUCAGUUGGUAUCAGUCCUCUGUCUGCUUUAAAUUAUUUCUUAAGUUGCUUCCUCUGUUUAGAUAUUGGUGUCCUUGUGUUGUGAUGAUUGUUGUGAAUCAUCACUGUGUUAAGAUGUUUUGAUAAUUUGAUUAAAUAAAAGAUAUAACUCGAAAAUUUAAUGUACCA